Messenger RNA from Lolium rigidum, 1035 nucleotides. Its product is annotated as MEIOTIC F-BOX protein MOF-like. The record is from RefSeq and is a predicted model, not a curated record. Lineage: Eukaryota; Viridiplantae; Streptophyta; Magnoliopsida; Poales; Poaceae. The transcript has 2 exons. Gene Ontology annotation, molecular function: protein binding. Bases 1 to 1035 code for a protein of 344 amino acids.
AUGGCGAGCGGGGUGGAUCGCAUCAGCGCCCUCCCGGAGGACGUCCUCCACCACGUGCUCCACUCCCUGCCGGCUCAAGAGGUGGUGCGAACGUGCGUGCUCGCCCGGCGCUGGCGCAGCGUCUGGCGGUCCGUGCCCGCCCUCCGCUUCACCGGCACCAAGGGGUGGGACAGCGCCGACAGGUUCGUCCAGUUCGUCGACCACCUGCUGCACCUGCGGUGCGCUGGCGGCGGCGACGCGCCUCUGGAUUCAUGCGAUUUUGAUUUCGAUGCCGACGGGUUCAUGCAGCUGCCCGCUAACGAGCGGCACGCGAGCCACUGGAUGUGGCAAGUGGUGCCCCGUGCCCGGGUCCUCCGGCUUGGUGUCAUCGAGUUUGACCAGGAGCCGUCGCCACUCUCUGAUCUGCAUCUGGUUUCACAGCACCUCACGAGGUUAGAGCUUGUCGGCGUCCGUGUCAACGACAGCGUCGUUGAUUUUUCAGGCUGUCCGGCAUUGGUGGAACUGCGAAUGGAUGUUUGCGAUGUUUUUGUCAAUCAGCUGGUGUCUCCAUCCUUGAAACAUCUCCACAUGGCCCGUUGCUAUACUUUUGAUCAUGCCCGCAUUCUAAUUUCUCUACCAAGCCUCGUUUCGCUCGAGUUGAUUGAAUGCCAAGGAAGGAUUCCAUUGCUUGGAAGCUUGCCGUCGUUAGCAAGAGCAGUUGUUAUACUCAACGGAAUCUGUAGUGAUCGAUGUUUAAAUGACCGGUUUGAUUGUUGUGGUAAUUGUGAUGGUUGUCGUGAUUAUUAUGGGCCUGGUUAUGACCGCGACAGCUGCAUGUUUCUCAAAGGUUUGUCAGAAGCUACAAACUUGGAGUUGUCAGCUUGUACUGAUGUGAUUGUUUUCAACAGGGAUUUGAAGUGGUGUCCUACAUUUUCCAAGUUAAAGACUUUGUUCCUCAACAACUGGUGUUUGGCUGCUGACCACAAUGCAUUGAUUUGCUUUCUCCAACACUCACCAAUUUUAGAGAAGCUUACUAUUCAACUUUCUAAGGUAUAG